Molecule: messenger RNA, 3742 nt
Organism: Vitis riparia (riverbank grape)
Lineage: Eukaryota; Viridiplantae; Streptophyta; Magnoliopsida; Vitales; Vitaceae
Product: protein ALWAYS EARLY 2
Exons: 19
Coding region: 128-3394 (1088 amino acids)
Biological process (GO): DNA-templated transcription; regulation of cell cycle; regulation of transcription by RNA polymerase II
Cellular component (GO): nucleoplasm; transcription repressor complex
Molecular function (GO): DNA binding
Source: RefSeq, a predicted model, not a curated record
CAACACCAUCUCUCUCUAGAACUCUUUAGUCUUUACUCUCUGUGGAAGCCCCGUUCCCCUCCCUCUCGCUGAAUCUCUCCAAUCUCAUCUCCGAAACCCUAAACUCGAUUGAUAAAGAAAGAAAUUCAUGGCUCCAACAAAAAAAUAUAGAGGUGUGAAUAAGCGGUUUUUAAACUCCCAUGAAGUUUCUCUUGAUAGAGACAUUGAGAAUUCAACCAAAUCUAGGCAACGAAAGAGGAAGUUGUCUGAUAUGUUAGGAUCUCAAUGGAGCAAGGAAGAGCUUGAGCAUUUUUAUGAAGCCUAUAGGAAGUAUGGGAAAGAUUGGAAGAAGGUAGCUGGUGUAGUACGUAACAGAUCUCUGGAAAUGGUGGAGGCCCUUUACAAUAUGAAUCGAGCAUACCUAUCUCUGCCAGAGGGGACAGCUUCUGUGGUUGGCCUAAUAGCAAUGAUGACAGAUCACUACAAUGUCCUGGGAGGUGGCGACAACGAGAGCAAUGAUGUUUCAGGUACACCUCGAAAAACUCAGAAGCCUGUGCGGGGAAAAGUUCAUCUUAGCAUCUCAAAAGAAGACCUUUUGCAGCCUCCAUCAGUUGCAAAUGAUGGAUGCCUAUCAUUAUUGAAGAGGAGUCUCUCAGAUGGUAUUCGUCCACAUGCUGUUAGGAAAAGGACACCUCGCUUCCCGGUUUCAUGUUCAUAUAAAAAAGACAAUGAGGAAAGUUAUUUUUCUUUGAAUAAAGUAAGCCUGAGAUCAGAUUUGGAUACAACUGAUGAUGAGGUUGCACACGUGGCAGCAUUAACACUAACGGAGGCUUCACUGAGAGAGGGCUCUCAUGCUUCUCAAGCCCCAUUCAGAAGAACAGAGCACAUGAAGGCAUCACCUGUUCAGAGCAGGGAAAGAAUGCCUUCGCAGAUGGUCCAGACCAAGAUUCAUGGUAUUGUGACGGAUGAAGACUAUUUUGAAGGUAAUUUAGAAAGCAGGGGAGCUGAGAAUGGAGAUUACGCUGGAGAUACAUGCUCCUUGAUGGAUUCGGAAUGUGUUGGUACAGUAGUUCUUCAAGAGGGGAAGAAGUUUUGUGAUAAUGAGAAAGUUGAAGAAAUUGGAAACAAUCAGUUUGAUGAUUGUCGGGAAGCAUGUAGUGACACUGAAGGACACAAUAUGAAUCCUGUGAAGAGAAAAAUUGAUACUGAGGUGACAAAUGCUAAAAUUGAGCCCAGCUCUCCAUGUGGUCAAAGGAAGAGGAGCAAAAAACUUUUCUUUGGAGGAUGCCUACAAAAAUUUUGCAGUAUACCACUCCUUUUAGUGUUUGAAAAAGAUGAAAGCUCUGCCUUAGAUGCCCUGCAAACAUUGGCUGAUUUGUCUCUUAUGAUGCCGGACUCUGCUGUAGAAUCUGAAUCAUCUAUACAGUUGAAGGAAGAAAAAAUAACCCUUGAUAAUGUACAUGAAGCAAUGUUGGCAAGCCAUCAAAGGGACAAGAAUAAGCUCAUGGUAGCUAAAGAGAGAGUAGUUAAAGCAAUUCCUGGAGUUGAGGUUACUGCCUCUAUAAAAUACGAACAUGGAAGGGACUCAGCCAUUGAUGUUAAUGCUCUUUCAGAAGCACAGCAACGACCUGAAUCUAACAAUAAACAAUUGAAAAGGAAAGACAAGUCCUUGGCAUCAAAGGCCUUAGCUGAAGAAGAGAAUAAAUCUAUGGUUAAAGGUAGACAUGCUGGUCAAAUUGCUGCUCUGUCAAAACAAUGGAAAUCUGUCAGACCUCUUUCUCUAAAUAGUGAUCAGAAAGAAGCAAGGAAUGAUUUAGCAGGUUCCACUGCAAGCCAUGUUAACUUACCAACCAAACAGAGAAGUAGGCGGAAGAUGCAUCUGAAGAAAACAUUGAUCCAGAAAGAGAUGAAGUCUCCUGAGAAUAGUUUUAGUAAACAAUCCAGUAAAUACUCUACUUCACUACAAUACAGCACAGACUACCUAAAGAAGAAGAUUUCUUGUUCCUUAUCAUCUUACAUGGCACGUAGAUGGUGCACUUUCGAGUGGUUCUACAGUGCAAUUGAUUACCCUUGGUUUGUUAAAAAAGAAUUUGUAGAGUACUUAGAUCAUGUUGGACUGGGGCACAUUCAAAGACUAUCUCGUGUGGAAUGGGAUGUCAUAAGAAGUUCCCUUGGCAAACCUCGAAGGUUUUCUGAACGCUUUCUACAUGAAGAAAAAGAGAAACUUAAACAGUAUCGGAAGUCUGUUAGGACUCAUUAUACUGAGCUUCGUACUGGUGCCAGGGAAGGACUUCCCAGAGAUCUAGCGCGACCUUUAUCAGUUGGACAACGAGUAAUUGCUCUUCAUCCCAAAACGAGAGAAGUUCAUAAUGGAAGUGUACUCACAGUUGAUCAUGACAAGUGUAUGGUUCAGUUUGACCGUGCUGAGAUAGGAGUUGAAUUUGUCAUGGAUAUUGAUUGCAUGCCUUCAGAUCCAUUGGAUAAUAUGCCAGAAGCUCUUAGGAGACAGAAUUCUACUGUGGACCAGUUCCUUGUGAAUUCUAAAGAGCAGAAAGUGAGGCAUCUUGUGAAUGCACAUACUCCCAUGAAUUCUUUGAUAAAGCAGGCAAAGGAAGCAUUGUUGAUGGAGCUUAGGCAUGCAAAUAAUGAUGUAUUGGGGAAUGAAGACGGGUUUCUAAAAGAUUCUGAAUCUUUGAAGAAGCAUUGUGCCAUGGUACUUGUACAUCUGAAGGAAGUUUCUUCUGCUCUUCUUUACUUGAGGCAAUGUGAAGCUUAUCCAGGAAACACCCUUCCUCCCUGGUUGACAACCUCAACCAUUUCUAGUGGUCCUCUUAUGCCCCCAAGUUCUCUUGAUAAUCCAUCAUCCACCUCUCUAGAACCAGGAUUUAAUGUUGGGGAAAUUGUCUUGGGCUCACGAUCAAAAGCUCAUAAAAUGGUACAUGCAGCUAUGAAGGCAAUAGCAUCGAUGAAGCAAGGGGAAGAAGCGUUCACCAGGAUUGGAGAUGCUUUAGAUUCUAUGCACAAACAGCAAUUGAGAUCUGAUUCUGGGGUCUCAGUAUUGCGGGUAUUGGAUCCAGUCAAUGGCUCCUUUGCUCAUCCCAACCAGCUAACUUCCUUUACAUCAGAGCCUCUGCUGACAAGUCAUGCAUCUGGUCCAAAAUUGCCUAAUGAUUCUGGCAAAAUAGAAGCACCAAUUGCAUCGGAGCUUAUCACUUCAUGUGUAGCUGCUUUGCUCAUGAUACAGACAUGUACUGAACGACAGUAUCCGCCAUCUGACGUUGCACAGAUAUUGGAUUCCGCGAUCAUCAGCUUACAUCCGGGCUGUCCUCAGAACCUCCCAAUCUACCGAGAGAUAGAAAUGUGCAUGGGAAGAAUCAAGACCCAGAUAUUAGCUCUUGUACCGACUUUACAUUGACACUGGCUAUUUGUCAUUAGAAGCAUGUAAAUAUGAAGCUGAACUGAACUCCUAUUUUCAGCUUCGGUUUCCAGUAAUAUUUCUUAUUUGUUUCUGUAAUUUCCUCAGAAAUCAAAAGCUAUACCAGUGACAGAGUCAGAAGGAUUGAGGUCCACAGAGAAUGAGCCAGCACUGAAAUUUCCACCUAUCAUCAAUAAUGACCAUGCAAGGAAAUAUUUGUAACCAUAACUAGAUGUUGAAUUGAGGCCCACAGAGAAACAACAUGUGAGCUGUUCUUUCAUUAGUAGAAUUAUUAAAACUUGUUUUGCUCAUCUACCAUGGCAAUGAAAAUGUUGUAACUUGUCUGAA